Molecule: messenger RNA, 1606 nt
Organism: Laetiporus sulphureus 93-53
Lineage: Eukaryota; Fungi; Basidiomycota; Agaricomycetes; Polyporales; Laetiporaceae
Product: Clavaminate synthase-like protein
Exons: 7
Coding region: 310-1500 (396 amino acids)
Molecular function (GO): oxidoreductase activity
Source: RefSeq, a predicted model, not a curated record
UCAACAUUGUGUACGCUAAUUCGGAAUGUUAUGAUCAGUGUUACAGCAUAUUGAGUACUCGCUAUCAUCCGACCUCCUCGUCCACGUGUCAUUCGCUGCGCGGUAUAUGAAUGACAGUUCUGGCGGCGAUAAGGUGUAUCCGAACUCUCCCUUCUCAGGAAGUGGUCAUGCCCUAUUAGCUGUGGGUGAGAAGCACAGAAGCUCGUGUUCAGCUUCGCAUUGAUAGCGCAUAUAUAACGGACAUGGAGAGACAAUGUUGCAGCAGACCACCUGCAUCAAGCACAGCCGACCAUUACUUACGAUACAGCAAUGGCCAUCGAGGUCGUCCCGCUACCACUUCCGCAUUCCGCAGAUGCCACCAAGUUCGCAAACUUUGGGAGGGAGGUCCGCGGAGUAGACCUGAGAUCGCUGGAUCCUGCGGAAUUCAAGCAGAUUGAAGAGCUACUCUACAAGCACAGCGCUUUGUUGUUUCGCAACGUCGACUUGAGUCCAGCGCAGCAGUAUGCGUUGGCGAAGGCCUUUGACCCAACGUCCGAGAGCUUCGGACACGGCAACAAGAAGAUCGAGAACACCAAGUCCUCCAUUCUACACCAGACCCUGAGGGCGGUGCCUGCCGUUCCACAAGUCUAUCUCGUCGGGAACGGCACCAUCUACGAUCACGAAGGCAUCCCAGAGCUGACGCUGCAGCAUCCGUCGCACAAGACUUGGCACAAGGCACACCAAUCGGCCGAAGACCAGGAGAAGGGUGCGACGCGAUUCGUCCGGUGGCACAUGGACGCCGCGUUCUAUGACUUCAAUCCGCCGCGGGUGACGACGCUGUACGGGAUCAACGUACCGCAGGGCCCCCGACAGAUGGUGAAGUACGACGAUGGGACAGGCGACGAGCUCGAGGUCCCGCUGGCUGCGACGGCGUUCGUGUCGGGGAAGACCAUGUUCGAUAUCCUUCCGCACGCGCUGAAGAGCUUGGCGGUGCGGAGUAGUGUCAAGUACGCGCCGCACCCAUACGUUUGGAUCUCAACGGCAAAGGCCAAGCCGACCGGGCUGGGAAUUGAGACGGAGGGGCUCGAGAUGCGGUACGAUCUGCUUCCUGAAUGGGAGGAGUCGAAGAUCCAGGUACUCCCGCUGUGCUGGAAAAACCCGGUGACCGGCGAUCUGCAUCUGCAGGUCCACCCUAUGUGUGCUGCGGAGCUGAUGGUGGACCCGCUACCUGAAAGCGCGCAGAGGGAAGAUGCACUAUAUCCGGACGGAGGCCACAUCACAGAUCUGCAAGAGCUCCGUGAUCUGCUAUACCAGAUGCAAAGGCCAGGAAUCGCUCCACAGCUCGUGUAUCCGCAUGAUUGGCGUGCCAAGGACUUGAUCAUUUUCCACAACAGAGGCGCCAUGCAUUCUGUGACAGGAAAUCUCAAGCCAGACCAGAUAAGGACAUAUCAUCAGUGCAACCUUGCUGCGUCGGACAGACCAGUAGGACCCAGCGCAGACGACAUCAAGAUAUGGUCGUGAGCGCGAAACGAUACCAGAUGGCGAUGUGGCACCCGCACAGUCAAGGAACUCUGCUGUUUUUGUGUAUGGCGUGGAUAGAUAAUUCAGUGCAUAAGGCGCCGAUCAA